This is a messenger RNA of Harmonia axyridis, 1356 nucleotides long. RefSeq names its product divergent protein kinase domain 1C (gene aln). The record is from RefSeq and is a predicted model, not a curated record. The coding region runs from base 115 to 1326 and encodes 403 amino acids. NCBI's taxonomy places the organism in Eukaryota, Metazoa, Arthropoda, Insecta, Coleoptera, Coccinellidae. The transcript has 3 exons.
CAGCUGAUCAGUACGAGAAAAUGGAGAGUGUACACGUAUUUCUGCGUGGAAUAUUUCCCUUCAACAUGUGUAUUUCGUCCAAAUUCUAAUCGAAAGUGUGAAAGGAUAUCUGUGAUGUCAUUGUAUCGAAAACUACCAUUAUCCCGUUGUAUUUAUCGUUAUUUUUUGUUGACUUGCAUUCUUCCCUCGAUUGUUAUUUUAUAUGUUUUAUUCCAUUUCAAGUUUUUCUGUCUCAGCGUACAUGCAAAACAGAAAGUAGAUCAAAUCUGUAAAUCCCUACACAAAAAGGAUUCAACAGGAAACCUAUGUUUACCCCUAUGCGUCAAAGAAGAAAUAAAUUCUGUAUCAUGUUACUCUUUCAAAAGCACCAAAAGGGUUAAGUUCAAAGCCGAAUGGAAAGGAACAGGUAUUAUCUUCAAAUCUCCAACACGAAUAACACCCUUCCAUUGGUAUGAAAAUGGAAAGAAAAUUUAUCCAAGCGAAAAACAGUUUCUAACAGCAUUGAGAGCAGUCGUGAAAAAUCAACUGAAUCUGAAUCUACCAGUGAAUACAAUCCUGAGAAUAAUGAAGAAAACCAUUCAUUCGAAAGACUCGGAUGUCUUAAAACAAGAAGAGAUUGAUGCAUUGUCUACUUUGGUCCAAGAUAAUGAAUUUCUCGUUCUAUCCUUUUUCCAUGGAAAUGACGUAUUCCCAAGAUUAAUUGGUACAUGUGGUUCUCAUUACGCCACAGAGUAUGUGGAGCCUUUGCAAGUAACGUCUUCCCUUAUGGCUCUAACUGACAAUGUGGAAGAAUGGAUUCAAAGAUUGCAAAUGGCAGCUCAAAUACUAGAGCUCUUGAAAAAACUUGAAACUGAUUUCCAAGAGCCUAUUCAUCUUUGUGAUAUUCAACUACAUCAUUUCGGAACCCACAAAGAGGACGAAAGUUUAAGAUAUAUGGAUCUUAGUAAAAUAUAUCCUAAAUCGAUCAUCAAUAGACUGUUUCGAAAUUUAACCUGUCAGAGCGACGAGGACUGUGAAUUUUAUGAUUGCCGAAGCAAGUGCAACAGAUUUUCCAAAACUUGUGCACAGGGUGUGACAAAUAAUAAUUUUCAAGUGACGUGUGAAAAGAUAUUUUUAGGCUGGAGACGAUCUAAUACUUUGAUAGUGCCAGGAUUGCUUCUAUCGGAGCACACACCUUCUGACCUGGCAGCAGUUCUUCGACAUUGUAGCAAUCCUGAAAACGGAACAGGAAAGCCAAGAAGAGCACCAGACGCUAAUUCCGUUAAAAGAAUGCACGAAUUGAUAGUUGAGAUCGAACAAACAUUUGUUAGUCGGAUAAUUCCAUGAAUUAUUUUCAAAAUAAAGUUUUUGUAUUUC